GGGGCUGUAGAGCACGGGAUGAUAAAUGGAUGUGUGCCGUUCUCUCAUCAGGUGGCGGGACAUAAAUGCGGGAUCAAUAACACUGGUGUUCUGCAGCAUCCUGAUGGCACAAUACUCAAACAGCUACAACCUCCUCCGAGAGGCCCACGAGAGAUGUUAUUCUACAAGCAGGUAUACGCUAAAGACUGCACAGAUAAGAGGCUAAUGGACCUGCAACAACAUCUACCAAAGUUCUAUGGCACAUGGGCACCAAGGGAGUCGCCGCACGAACAGUAUCUGAAGCUGGAGGAUGUGACACAGAGGUUUUUACAGCCCUGCAUCAUGGACGUAAAGAUCGGCAGGAGAAGUUACGACCCUUUUGCAUCACAAGACAAACGUGAACAGCAGAUUGGGAAGUAUCCUCUAAUGGAAGAGAUCGGCUUCCUGCUACUGGGCAUGAGGGUGUACCAGAUCAACUCAGACAGUUACAUCACCCAUGACCAGUCAUAUGGACGCAGUCUUGGAAAGGACACCGUUAAAAAUGGCUUGACUAGAUUCUUCCAUAAUGGUCAAUGCUUAAGGAAGGAUGCAAUUUCCCACAAUGUCUUUAAAAUACGACAAAUUCUCCACUGGUUUGAGAGCCAAACACAGCUGCAUUUCUACGCCAGCUCUCUGCUGUUGAUGUAUGAAGGCUCACCUCACACAGUCAAUGGAAUGAUGCACAAGAGAGCUGAGACUGGAAGACAACUUCUACAGUCCAAUGGUCACUUCCCACAUGAGACUCAGAAGAGUGUUCAGUGCAGUUUAACCCAAGUGGGCAGGAAAUGCAUUCAAUCAAACUGCAGUGAUCUUCCCCACAACCUCCAGCAUGACAGGACCGUAAACGGAAUGUAUGGAGGAAGUGUAGAGGAGGAAGAUGAGGAAAUUGGAAUAGAUUAUAAGGAAGAAAAUGCAGGGGAUGUGAAAAUGAUCGAUUUUGCUCAUGUGUUUCCUAGCGACAGUGCAGAUGAGGGCUACAUUUAUGGACUAAGGAACCUCCUUGCAACCUUAGAACAGAUACUAAAGGAAUGAGAUCAGUGACAUCUCUUUCUCUCUCACUCUGUCUGUUCCGAUGUGUUCAGCCCAGCCAAUAUUUUAGGCAUUAACCUGUUCAGACCUGAAAUGUGUUCCAGGGACACAUAAGCAUGGCUAUGUUUCAUUUCUACUCUAAAUGCAGCCAUAUGACAAUCAAUUUUUUCAGUUUUAAUAGUUAUUCCAAUAUUCUUCUUCCCUUUGCAAAACUGGGUCUGAAGGGGAUAAUCAGGUUAAAUGUUUUUUAAUUGUUCUUAAAGGAAUAGUUUAUCCCAAAAUGAAAAUUCUCUCAUCGUUUUCUCAUCAUUCAAGAUGUGUAUGACUUUCUUCUGCAGAAAACAAAAAAGUAUUUAAAAAAAAAAAUAUUUUAGCUCUGUAGGUCCAAACCAUGCAAGUGAAUGGUGACAAGAACUUUGAAGCUGUGUUAAAGUAAUCAAAGGCAGUGUUAAAGUAAUCAAAAUGACUCCAGAUCUUCAGAAGCGAUAUGGUAAGUGUGGGUGAGAAACAUCAAUGCAAGUCCCUUUUUACUAUCAAUCUCCACUUUCUCUUUCCCUUUCUUUUGUACUGGCAGGAAGGAGAAUUUAUAGUAAAAAAGGACUUAAAGGUGGUGAAAGUGAUUUUUAUAAUGGAAAUGUAUACAAAAAAUUUGACUUUUCCCUGAAAGAUAUUUAUGAAAAAGUGUCCUGAAAUAUCUCACAGGUCUCUGUGACAACUCUAGACUCUGUAAACAGCAAUCAAAUAUGCGUGUUCUCAUAGUAUUGUAGUUGCAGCAAAUUAUUAAGGCAUAUUGCCAUUUUUAUGUCAUGUUGCUCAUAACAGUUGUCAGCUGAGGGUGCUUAUUUUUUUUAACAACCGUUUCUGCUUGUGUCGGUCGCAUUUGGUAUCUUUGGAGUGCUGCGUUUUGGAAAGGUGGGGCGUAGCUUAUCCAACAACUCAACUUUAAAUUCUAGAAUGGCUAAAAUCACUUGCAGCAUCUUUAAAUAUUAAUCAUUUUCUCACCCACACCUAUCAAAUGGCUUCUGAAGAUAUAGAUUUAACCACUGGAGUUAUAUGGAUUACUUUUAUACUGCCUUUGUGUGCUUUUUGAAGCUUCAAAGUUCUGGCCGCCAUUCACUUACAUUGUAUUGACCUACAGAGCUGAGAUAUUCUUCUAAAAAUGUAAUUUAAUUUUCUUUGUUUGUGUUAAGUAGAAGAAAGAAAAUGAUGAGAGAAUUUUCUUUUUUGUUAACUAUCCCUUUAAUCCAGUGCAACAUCAUCUCACACACAUACAUGUCUUAAAUUGAACAGGAGAACGUAUUUGGACUUUUAAAGCAGUUUUAUCAGUGCUAUCAGAACACACUUACUAUGCAAGUACUGACUUCUCAUGACUUAACUACUGAUGCAGACAUGAUGUCUGUCUUCUAAAACAGCUAAUAUAAUGCACUUUUGAUUUUAAACUAAAUUCCAAAUGAGAAUUUACCUUAGAUUUAACAAUGAAUUGUGUAAUUCCUGUUUCCAGUGUUCCAACUGUUUGGCUGAGCAAUGGUAGAUGAUGAAGUGUUAGAAACUUGUUUGAAAAAGUAAUUAUUAUGCGAUUCUGUUUAGUGCAACUAGUUGCACAGAAAUACAUUUAUUUAUGCAUAUGUAUUCAUUUUACAUUUAUGCAUUUGGCAGACGCUUUUAUCCAAAGCGACUUACAGUGCAGUUAUUACAGAGACAAUCCCCCCGGAGCAACCUGGAUUUAAGUGCCUUGCUCAAGGGCCCAACAGUGGCAUCUUGGUGGUGCUGGGGCUUGAACCCCUGACCUUCUGGUCAGUAACCCUGAGCCUCAACCACACUGAGCCAACACAGCCAACUUAAUGCUAUAAAAUCCACUCUUGUGUCUUUAAAACAAAAUCUAAUGUUUAAAAAUACUGUUUUUACAAAAAGAAAAAAGAAAGUUUAAAUAAUGCGUGUUUGAAGUAUAGUAAUGGAGGAUUUUGAUGAUAUUCUUAAUGUACCACUGAAUAAAACAGUAUGAGCAACAAGCAGUCACUAUUUUGUCAGCUUUUUGUAACUCUAUAUAACGGGCUGAGUGACAUGGCGAUUGUAUCUGCUUCCUUAUUAAGGAUUUGA
This is a messenger RNA of Xyrauchen texanus (razorback sucker), 3144 nucleotides long. It is a transcript of the gene ipmka, whose product is annotated as inositol polyphosphate multikinase a. The record is from RefSeq and is a predicted model, not a curated record. NCBI's taxonomy places the organism in Eukaryota, Metazoa, Chordata, Actinopteri, Cypriniformes, Catostomidae. The coding region runs from base 19 to 1050 and encodes 343 amino acids. The transcript is spliced from 6 exons. Gene Ontology annotation, molecular function: inositol tetrakisphosphate kinase activity; inositol-1,4,5-trisphosphate 3-kinase activity. Gene Ontology annotation, biological process: inositol phosphate biosynthetic process. Gene Ontology annotation, cellular component: cytoplasm; nucleus.